Messenger RNA from Paraphaeosphaeria sporulosa, 471 nucleotides. RefSeq lists its product as uncharacterized. The record is from RefSeq and is a predicted model, not a curated record. Gene Ontology annotation, biological process: mycotoxin biosynthetic process. NCBI's taxonomy places the organism in Eukaryota, Fungi, Ascomycota, Dothideomycetes, Pleosporales, Didymosphaeriaceae. The transcript is spliced from 4 exons. The coding region runs from base 1 to 471 and encodes 156 amino acids.
AUGAAUUUCCACGCUACGGAAGAAGAAUUGCAUAAGGCCAAUAUCAACAUCGAUGAUAAAGUUGUCAGAGUUUCUGGCGGCGGUUAUGUCGGCGUCUUGUCCGUAUAUCACGAGCUUCACUGCCUUGAAGCACUGAGAAGAUCGACAUUAAGGUCUCACUACUACCCUGGUAUGACAGACAAGGGGCUAGAUCAUGAGGAUCGCGUUGUCGAACAUCUCACCCACUGCAUUGAGUAUAUACGCAGGACCAUCAUGUGUCACGCUGAUGUGUCGGUAUACACUGCGGUCUGGAUUGCCGAUUCCCACGAGAAGCCUAACAAGGAUCUCAUUUCGGGAGGAGAGAGGGAAUGUGUGAACUGGGAUGCCAUUGACAAAUGGUCUCGAUCAAGAGCCCUGAAGAAAAAGGUAUACAAAGUGAAACCUGGGCCUUUCGAAAAGGACCUUCAUCCGAAUGAGAGCGAUGUACUAUGA